CUACAGUUUGUGGGCAGGUGGAUCUCUACCGCAAACCAGCUCAGAAGGGACGCUGCAUUUCCUGGAUCCUACCUUGAGAUUGCUCUCACCAACACCACUUCCGUCUACUGCGACUUGAACAAUGUAGCCAUUCGCGAGCACGACGAUGAAGAGGGGAUCCUCGUUGAUCGAGACACCAAUCAUGCCGUACUUCAACCGGCGACCACCCGCCAAAAGCCCUCCGGACAAGUCAGUCUGCUUGUGCAGAUCAAUGAAGAGGUCUACGGCUUCGAAGAGGCAUCUGGAAUCAUUCAGAUCGCAGAAGCUCUGGACCCAGAAAGGAGUUAUAAAUUGAAAAUCACUCACCUGGGACGUCCUAAUGGUCGCAGUGGCGCCGUUGAAAUCAAUGGAAUUUGGGUCGAUAAGCCUUCAGCACUAGAGCAAGGCAACGAAGCCUCCACUCCGAACACCAAGACUGCUCUACGUAAUCCACUUCUUUCCCUGGACGAGUCAGACAACCUCAUCUCGACCUCAGUCUCUGGUUGGGGGUUGCAAGAGAGGAAAACCAUUGAGGUUGUGACACCAGAAACUGCGCUUUGCCCUUUUGAAGCAAAGGAGGACGAGGGAAUCCGCAAUGCGAGACUGAAUAUCUGGUCUGAAUACUUUCGAAAGAGCCUCUCUCUGGACACCGUUAGCAUCCCAACCUCAGAUCUGGGUCUUCUACCAUACGACGGCUCGCUGACCACAAUCAGUGAUAUGUUUUCUCGCUCCGGCCCAAUGUCUACACCACAUUUCUCCCGUCCCUGGAUAUUCAAAUCUUAUCGUCCAUCGAUUCUGCUAUUGCAACUUGGGCUUGUGGAUUUCACCCAAUUUUUCGCGGAUAAAAAGAAUCAUGGUGACCAUGCCCUCAAUCAGUUCAAGGCUGAAUUCAAAAGUGCCACCAUCAGAUUCAUUCAUAAUAUCAGAGCAACAGCAUAUCCAUAUGAUCCAACGACCAAGCAAUCGAGACUUGGUGUUGACGGGGACGGUAGCUAUAGCUACAACUCAGCCCCCUCAACGUUACCCAUCUUCCUCAUUGCACCGUUCACUGCAUCGCUGCGCUUUGUGACAAAGAAGCGAAAACUGCAUACUGUCAUAUCAGAUGUCCUGUCUCAAGCUGCAAGCACCCUGCAGUCCGAAGGAGACAAGUCGACAUUUUGGAUUGAUACGUCCGGUUGGCUGGAUUCC
Exophiala aquamarina CBS 119918 is the source of this 1206-nucleotide messenger RNA. RefSeq lists its product as uncharacterized. NCBI's taxonomy places the organism in Eukaryota, Fungi, Ascomycota, Eurotiomycetes, Chaetothyriales, Herpotrichiellaceae. The record is from RefSeq and is a predicted model, not a curated record. The annotation marks the transcript as partial. The transcript is spliced from 2 exons.